AAACUACAAGAUAACUUGAUUUGCGACAAUCGAUCAUACCAGAUGUGCAAACUUUUGUCUUUUAUAUUUAUUUUCAAAUUAAUUGGAUCGCUGAGUACUUCAGACGUCGAUGUUUUUGAUGACAGUGCAGUGAAACAAUUGAAUAAUUUACGAAUAGAAUGGCUGAAAUUCAUGUCGUCAGUACCAAAUACUGCUUGGAUAACACAUAGCCUCUCAUAUCCUGGAUUUCUCAAUAAAAAUGAUCACCGUGGAAUGUCCAUCGACUUGAACCACUUGACAUACAAUGUAUCGAACCAUAACAAUAUGCUCGAUGCAAUUAACAAUUCUGUAGACGCUAUGCAUUAUGACAUUAAAUCUUCGGGAAAUAAAUGUAAUUAUGAUUUGAUUUAUUUGUUGUUCAAUUUACGAAAAUCUUGGGCCGAACAAAUGUUGGAUGCCACUGGGAAAUUUCCUUCUGGGCUAUUAAAGGGAAAUUUACUUUGGUUGGGUGAUUUUAAACAGUGUCGAAAUGUCACCGUACCACUAAAAGUUAUUGGAAACUUUAAUUUUGGAGGAUUUAAAGGCGAAUACUGUUAUUUUACUUGGACGAUUUCACUACAACAGUAUCAUGCAAACAUGCCUUUAAAAUUUGGUAUAUGUGUACCUGAUUCGUGCACUGAAGAAAUAUUGAGGAAUGAUGCAAAAGCAGUAGCGAAAAUUUUACAUUAUAUUCCUACAGUUAAUAAACUUAUAAAAUACGUUAACAGUACACAAAUAACUUGUCAAACGUCCAAUAUAAAGUGGGAAACUAGUCACUUCGCUUACAUGUGUAUAUUGUCGAUAUUUGCCGUCCUUAUGAUCGCUGGUACUUUAUGCGAUGUCGUAAAAAUUUACAAGAAUAAGGAAAAAAUCAUUACAGAAGAUAACAAUUCGAACAUAGCCAAUGGAAAUUCUGCAGAAAGUUUUAACAGAUACGAAUUUAACAACGAAAAUGCGGUAAUCAUCAGCUCAGAAAUAUCUGAUUCCACAACGUAUUUGGCAAAUGACAAGAAUUCCGAAUCAGCAAUUGUGGAAUUCUUAAUUUGUUUUUCUGUAUACACAAAUUUCGGUCAAAUAUUUAACACUGAAAACGUUAAGAAACCUUUACAAUGCAUUCAUGGAUUUCGUUUUAUAAGCAUGCUUUGGAUCAUUGUUGGAUAUACAAUAGUCGAAAUUUCAAUGUUUUCUGAAAAUGGAUUAGAAUUUAUGGAUGUUUUAAAACAGCAAUAUUCUUUAUUCAUAAUUCAAGGUACAUUUGCAGUUGAUACAUUUUUCUUAAUCGGUGGCUUUUUACUAUCUUAUUUAUUUUUAAAAAGACAUAAAGGAAAAAACAAACAAUUUCAUUGUACUCGUUAUUAUCUUCAUCGAAUUUGGAGGUUAACUCCUACAUACCUAAUGAUUUUAGGGUUUUAUGCAACUAUCUGGUUACACGUAGGAAUGGGUCCAUUUUGGCCAAAAGAAAACACUCAAUGCAAAAAAUUUUGGUGGUGGAAUCUCUUGUAUAUUGUAAAUUUCAAAGAUUUGUCGGAUACGUGUAUGGGAUGGACGUGGUAUUUAGCCAACGACAUGCAGUUCUAUAUCAUCAGUCCGAUAUUUUUGUUACUUUUAUGGAAGUGUUCUCUUGGGGGAAUCAUAUUGCUAUGCAUUACUUUAAUUGCAUCAAUGAUUGUCACGGGACUUCUCGGAAAAUCCGGCAUAAUCUCAAUAUUUUCUGCUGUCGAAAAUCUCGAAUCAGAUGUGGGAAAACUGCAAAAUGAUUUUACGAAUUAUUAUAAUGAUAUUUACGUCAAGCCUUAUUGUCGCAUCGGGCCAUAUCUCGUAGGAAUUCUCACCGGUUAUGCUCUUCACAAAGCCAAACAUUUCAAACAUUAUUUUAGUAGAAAAAUUAUAUUUUUAUGUUGGGUUUUGUCUUUGACUGUUACUUCUACGGUUAUUUUUGCCGUUUAUCAUGCACAUAUGGGAUCUGUGACUGCUUCUGCUUACAACGCUUUAUCUCGAGUGACGUGGAGUAUUGCUGUUGCUUGGAUGAUAUUUGCUUGUACAGCAGGAUUCGGAGGUAAAAUUAAUACAAUAUUAUCAUGGAAAGCGUGGAUUCCGUUAAGCAGAUUAACUUACUGCGCGUUUCUUUUACACCCCAUUGUUAUAAAAACGUUUUUCAAUUCUAGUUCAAAGCCAUUUUUCUUUCAGAUAGAUUCUAUGCUAACUGUCUUCUUUGGAAUACUUGUAAUAUCCUAUUUGUGUGCUUUGCUUGCAAGUUUGACUUUUGAAUAUUCUACGAUGGCUGUUGAAAAAUUUAUUUUGAAAAGAUUUUCGAAGAUAUAAUAUGUAAAUACAAUAAAAAAAAAUUAGUUUUGCGAUAAGUAUUUUCCCGUGUCUUCCAUUAUAAUUAUUUUAAAGUCAUCGAAUAAUAUUGAUUUGUAAUUUUUGU
Centruroides sculpturatus (bark scorpion) is the source of this 2446-nucleotide messenger RNA. Its product is annotated as nose resistant to fluoxetine protein 6-like. The record is from RefSeq and is a predicted model, not a curated record. NCBI's taxonomy places the organism in Eukaryota, Metazoa, Arthropoda, Arachnida, Scorpiones, Buthidae. Gene Ontology annotation, molecular function: acyltransferase activity, transferring groups other than amino-acyl groups. The transcript has 16 exons. Bases 43 to 2340 code for a protein of 765 amino acids.